GCCCCCCAGAAGCAGGCCCGCUCUGUGUCCGAGUGUUGCUCUCCCGUCUGACCCGGUGUGGUGCAUCCUUCGCGAGUGCAUCGUCCGGUGGUGAGUGCAUUCCCGAGUGGCCACCGCAGACGCGUGCUCUCCGGAGCGAAAGGGCCACUCGACUUCAGGCAGGCCGAACAGAAUUGAGCAACAUUAGCCCGGGGGAGUCGACUUAAUGAAGCGCACAUCUCGACCAGCUUGCUCCCGAAGUGACGAACCAAGGAACCGUUUUUCUUCAACCUUUCCCGCCCGAGUCCUGCGAGAAGCUCGGCAGCACUAGAACUAUUGAAAGGGGCCUCUCCUACUUGAAUGUCCUGUCGGUGUUUGUGUGUGUGGUGAUUUAGUGAAAAUGGUGCAAACGGUGGUGUUUUAGGUGCCCUAUAGCAGCUCAGCGCAUGUUGACCGGCUAACCCGCGAUGUGAAAACCGAACUGUGCCCCGUCAAGAUGUGUCUCAUGUGGGAAGGAAUUGCAGUACGGAAAAGACCAUCGUCCAUUUUCUUAGAGCUGAGUGCGUAGAGGGCUAGUGUGGUGCGGUACCGAAGGUGAGCGCAGAUAAACCGCCGCGACCGGCCGUAACAUAGGACAUUGGACACUGGACACUGACAGGAGUCGCAAGUUCUGUUUUGUGCUGACCCCGCGGGAGUCCCAGAGGCCGGCGGGUGAUUGUGCGAGUGAUGCGAGUGGGUCGUGUGUGAAGUUUGCCAUUGCCAAGUCGCACCGGUCGCCACUGGACUCGUUCGCCAUGCUCCGCCGGGGCCAGGAAUGUACGUAAUAUUUCCGGCGGACGAACUAAUAUUGUUGACAUACGGAAUCGCCGUACCGAGAGUACCGCCAAGACCAACUCUGGACAACCUGCGGGAGCCACUUGUGCCCACAGGCAGUAGGCCUACAUCCACCACCACCACCACCACCACCAUCACCUCCUCCACCACCACACCCUCGAAACACACAUCCACACCGAAACCCACGCCACCGUCCAAGUCGCCGGUCACGAAAAAAGGCAGCGGCCACGAGGCAGCGGCGGUCCCGAGGCCAGGAUCUUCGCAACCGCAACCACCGCCAUCCCAUGCACCACUUGCAGCGUCCGUGGCACGAGAGCGCAUCGCGAACGCCCUGCUCGACCAGCAGGACUCGUACGAAUCGGGCGACUUUGACGCAGGCGGCCCUCUAGCGGACACGAGCGAGCUGGCAACCUACAGUCAUGACGAUUCCGGUGGCCCUCGGAACGGCAUCCCCGUAGGCGCGCGAGGUCCUGCGGGCGCCGCCGCCGCCGCCGCCCCGCCGGCCAAGGGUGCCAAGUCGAAGUCGAAGCUGCAGCUCAAGCUGGGCCGCCUGCGGCCACAUUCCUCGGUUGACCAGUGCGAGACGGCGUCCCGGGUCCGGGAGGACCUCCACAUCCAUGUCUCGAAUCCGGUGUUCACGCGCGACAACCUGCGCCAGCGCAACUUCGAUGCGUUCUUCGAGUCCGGCGAGCAGGUCUACUCGCUGGAGGUCCGCGAGAAGCCCCCGGCCCGGACACCCCUCGAUGGGACGCUUCCGGGCUCGAGCGGCUCCGAUCCGGGGCUGGCGGCCGGCGAUGGCGGACCGGCCGGGCUCGAGCAGCCCCGGCCCAGCUCGCUAGGCUUCUUCCGGAAGCCCAAGUCACCGAUUAGCAUACGUUCCAAGAGCGCCGAGCACGAGUUCGCCGAAGAGUCCCAGAAAGAGUCUUCGAAAAGCCACCGACAUAACCUAUUUAGCAAACGCGGAACCACUCCGAGCGCCGGACCGGCGUUCCUGGCGCAUGCCGGAGGAAGCAUGUCCACCUCCAGUGGCGGAGUGCUGAAGGAUUUAGGUCAUCCCGGCCUAAGCGAGGCGCUCAAGUCGCACAACAGUGUGACGUUUAAGUUAGUCAAAACAGUUUCGGAUUUCAGCGAGACCCUAGCCCAGCUGUACGAGCAGCAUGCCGAGGCACUGCAAGUGUUGGUUUCGAGCUACCGCAAGCGGAACGGCGAGCUGCGGAAGGAGCGGCCCGCCUGUCAGUCGAACCUGUUUGCGGCCUGGGAAUCGCUGCUGCAGGAAAUAGAGGCAGACUCGCAGGCAACAAUCGACGUGGCCAGCACGCUCUCCCGACAGGUCGCUCGCCCGCUGCUGGAACGCUCAUUUUACCGGAAGGUCCAAAGUAGGAAAGUAUUUACACACCGGGAGUCGUUCGAUACAAUCAUUUCCAAGACUGAAGAGAAACUAUCCAAGUGCCGAAUCGAAUACAAACAGUGCUACAUCGCCCAUCGCCAGAACCCGACGCAGCACACGCUGACGCAGUACAUCGACUCGCACAAUGCGUACGUGCAGCAGCUCCACGCGACCAACGCCAUGCUCGAGGCGUACCACUGCGAGACGCUGCCCCAGCUGAUGCAGGAGCUGGAGGAGAUAUACAACGAUCUGUGCAAUAUCGUCUCGGAAGCUGUCCUGCAGGGCGCCGAAGCCAUCGCCGCCAAAGCAGCCGAGCAGGCGAAACGGUACGAUGGGCUGGCGGCGCAGUGCAAGAAUGUCUCGCCGACGCUCGAUCUCGGAUACUUCGUUCGCACCCUUCCGGUUCCGCCGAACGUGCAACGUAUCCCGAGAAAGGCAUUCGCCCCGCCGCAACCACCGAACGCGGGCACCCGCGGCGAGGACCCGGGCGACCCGAUGGCACCCGCUUUUAAGGACGAGCUCGUCAUGGACAGGGGUGCAUCCAUUCAGGUGCGCCCAUCGCUGGACGCACUGCGAAGGGAGUCACAGGAAUUGGAAAUUCAAAUCAAACAACUACAGGAUUCUGUAGACGCUUUAGUUCGUACACAGCUCAGAGGCAUCGACGGCCAACAGUACAGUAAAGCGAACGAGAUGCAGGAGGAAAUCUCGAUGAAAAAAUUCGACGUACGAGCCAAGCAAAUCCAUCUCGCUGCGGUCCGCGCUCAGAAAGAGUUGUUUUUGGGUAGAAUAGAUCCCGGUUCACCUCGCGGUGAACGGAAAAUGUCUUCUUCUAGCUCUUCCUCAAUGAAGACUAAGUGGCUAAAAGCGUUCCGUAGCCUGAAACCGGCAGGUUCGGCGAACGAUAGGUAAGUGGAACCUACCAAAUCCAAUCAAAUGUACCACGCAGUGUCAACGGUUUUGACUAUGAGGAAGAGCGGUAACGGUGGCCAAAACCGCUUCGACGGCACCGAUAAUCACAAUCUGCAGGAGUACACCUACAAGAAGAUCACACCGUGCGAUGUUUGCUCGCAAGUUCUUAGAGGACACACCCGGCAGGGUCUGCGGUGCCGGAUAUGCAAGGUGAACGUGCACGCCGACUGCGCCUCGCAGCUCCCGAAAUGUAUGGUGAAGCAGAAGAUGCUGCGCCGCCAGAAGAGCACCUCGGAGAUCGAGAACCGCGCCGCGCCGGAAGUUGAGGACGAAAAGCCAACCGAUGUCGAUCAAAUUUAUCAGGUCCUUAAGCAGGCGGGCGAAAUUUCCAGCGGCAAGGGCGCCACCGCCAUCGCCGCCGCCGCCGACUCGCUGCUGUCGUCGAAAGGCGCGGCCGGCGCUACCGGGACGACCGCUUCCGGACCGCACCCGACCGUUGCGAUCCCACUGCUCGAUAUUCCCGUAGUGAAAGUGCCUGAGUACCCGGAUCGUGCGCCAUCGUGGCGGGGACCAGUCAAAUCUCAGGGGCCAAAUUAUCCACAACAGAAACAGGGACUGAGUGCACCCGCGGCGACGGACAUGUCCAGCUCAGCACCGCAUUCACCUCGACGCCAAAAGCUGAACCUUAGAAUGAAAUCACUCAGCUUGGACUCACCAGAAUCGUCCGAAUUGCAUGGGCAAAUACGGCGGCGCCACCCAGGACCGGCGCCCGGUCACGCCGGUGGCCAUGGAGGUUCUGGUGGUCACUUAGAACACAGCACGCCGCCAUCUAACAAUAGUAGAUUACACUCUCCCUCUAGCCCCUCGGGAACCCAGCGGAAAUUCCUGUACGCUACACGUGGCAUGAAGACCGGAUCCGUCGAUUUGCCAGAUGAAAUCGAAAAGAGUCUCUCCUCGGCCAGCACCUCGCCCUGUCCAUCGCCAGUUCGACAGAACCAGAAAUCGCAUCGUCUUCUGCCGACAAACCUUUACGUGGUGCUCUACAACUUCAAGUCACGUCACCAGGAUGAGCUGGACCUUAAGGCGGGCUACAAGGUCACCGUUAUUGAUACAUCCGAUCCGGACUGGUGGAAGGGCAAGUGCCUUGGAAAGGUCGGGUAUUUUCCCUCCAAGUACUGUGCCAAGCUGGCGGCGUCGGAAAAACCGCUGCAGGUCACGCACAACCUGCAGGUGACGGACAACGAGCGAGGCGACGGCACACUAACGCUGCUGCGUGACCAAAUCGUCAUACAGGUUGGCGAAGAGCUGAACGGAAUGGUCAUGGUACGUUCGGCCGACAACCGACAGGGUGUGUGUCCGGUCAAGUAUCUGCAGGAAGUCUGA
Molecule: messenger RNA, 4492 nt
Organism: Anopheles bellator
Lineage: Eukaryota; Metazoa; Arthropoda; Insecta; Diptera; Culicidae
Gene: Stacl
Exons: 21
Biological process (GO): positive regulation of voltage-gated calcium channel activity; skeletal muscle contraction; positive regulation of protein localization to plasma membrane
Cellular component (GO): extrinsic component of cytoplasmic side of plasma membrane
Molecular function (GO): protein binding
Source: RefSeq, a predicted model, not a curated record